This is a messenger RNA of Centrocercus urophasianus (Greater sage-grouse), 7562 nucleotides long. It is a transcript of the gene CFAP92, whose product is annotated as cilia and flagella associated protein 92 (putative). The coding region runs from base 30 to 3602 and encodes 1190 amino acids. Lineage: Eukaryota; Metazoa; Chordata; Aves; Galliformes; Phasianidae. The transcript is spliced from 18 exons. The record is from RefSeq and is a predicted model, not a curated record.
UCCAGGGGAGCUCAGGUGCAUACAAUGCAAUGCACCUGAGUGAUAGGAGAGGUGAGCCAAGAUCCACCCCUUCCUCAUUUAAGGGUUGGCAGUGGAGGCAAGAGGCAAGAAGUAUCUCACUUGAUAUUCCUACCUACCUGUGGCCUUCUAAAGAGCAAAAGCAGAUGACAACCAGUCCUCCUAAUAUGCAAGGAAAGGGAGCUCCAACUGAUGAACUAAGAACGAAGCGUUGCUAUCACAUUGAGUACUUCCUUUUACCAGAUGAUCUUGUGCCUAGAAAAAUGGAUUUGAUGGUGUUUGGGAUGGUUGCAAAGCUAUUUGCAGAGUCUGAUUCCGAGACUAUUGUGCCAUGGCUUGAAAAUGACCAGAUGUGGAUCUCGUGGAACCAUCAUACAAAUGUCAAUGUCACUAAUGAAUUUCUAAUAAAAUUAAGAGAUCAUAAAAUAACCUUAAAACUUUGGGACACCAAGGACAAGGUUUUCUCAGAAGCAAGGCUAAGUAAACCAGAUGCGUCCUCAACAGAAAGAGAUGCAGAGUCAGUUGGUGGAGUAAAACACACAGUACUGCUGCAGAGAAAAUUGUUUGAAGGGAAUCAGCCAGCACCCAGCUGUACAAAAAUUAGAGAAGCAAAGAAAUCCAAGGCACAGAAAAAGUCUUCAGCCCUUCCAGUCAAAGAAGAAACUGAUCAGAGAGGACUAGAAACUUCAAGUUAUAAUGUACUACAUCCUUCAGAGGCAGAUGACUUCCUUACAGUAAGAAACAGCUUUGAGGGUAAGGCCCAACUUCUGAAACAGAAAGCAGUUGCUGCUCCUUUGCAUAAUACAACUUCAGAAGAAACUGGGAAAACAGCCAACAAUGUGGGAAUUCUGAUGUGUCAAACAGACAAGACAGCUACCUCGAAUGCAGGUAGAAAGGAUCCUGGUGCUAAAAAGGACAUGGGUACUACUAGGGCAAACAUUGCUUUGCUGCAGUUGGAUCUCCUGCCUCUCCUCUCAGGAGAAAACUCAGUGAUCAGUCGACUGGAAGAAAACAGUCCUAUUCUUUCAGAUGCUUAUGUGUCUUUCACUGUAGAAACACCUCUUCUGUCUGAAAGACAAAGGCAUGAAUUGAAUCCACUGGUUAUAAAGAUUUAUUCAGCUACCAGCCUCCCAAACACACCUGUACCAAUAGAAGAGCUACAGAGAUUGUGUGUUCCUACCUAUUGCAAAUACAAAUUUCACAAUUUUCCAGCUCAUCAGACUCAUGGACGAAUCCAUGGAACUCAUGUCUACUUUAAGGAUGUUAAUGUAUUUUUAACAGGAACAAUGAAACCUGGGGAGUUAGAAAGGUAUCUUAGAGGUCCACCUUUGGAGAUUGAAGUUCAUGAUCGGGAUAGAAGGAUUGAAGACAACAGAAAAAAGCCAUAUUUAUUUGGGGAGGCUCAAGCUGAUGAAAAUCUGGGAGAGGUGAGGCCCCUCGCUUGCAAAUCCACAAUAUGUAAUUCUUCUACAGAGAAUGAAAUGUGGCAUCCACAUGGGGUAGCUAAAGUAAGUCUAACUGAUCUAUUGUUGGGUAAAAAGUACAUGGCUAUUAGUGCGCCCAUUCGUAGCUGUUCAACUCCAAAUACAUCUGCUUUCAAUAAAGAGGAUAAAAGUAAGAAGAUAAGGAAGAAGCAUCCACAGAUUCUGUUACCUAUGGGACAUUAUCUACAAUCAGACUCACUUUUGAAAGUGAGAGUGGAAAUAGCAGUGCCAUUGAGAAUGCAUGCAGAAAGUGAUGAUGCUCAAGUGGCAGAUUGCCCAUACAGUUGUAUAAUCUACAUUUUUGACUACAGUAAUUCAUCUUUAUUACGUGAUUUGGUGGAAGAGAUUACAGAAAUCAAUGCUAAAGCCCUUCAGCUGGACUGUUAUCCUCCACACGUAAUCAGAAUGGCUCUUGAUACAUUAAAACUGAAAAGCACACUAGAGAAGGCUCCUGAGUUAGAUAUUGUUACUGGCUUUCACCUACUGGAUGGAGCUUUUCAUCUCUUUGUCUUGGAGGGAUUAAAAGACAAAGCCAUCAAGAGACUCUGGGAUAGGCACUUUGAAAGAGCUUACAGACGUGAAGAUGGACAACUGGAAAUACUGUAUGAUUCACAGCUGUCUUUCAGUCAGCGCCUGUAUGCAGACCUGGAAGCAAUCUUUUAUCACUUCCACCUCUGUAAGCCCCUCUUCAGUAUAGCAAAACAGCCUCUGCUUUAUGUCAGAGGAGCAGUUCCUUGGGCAUGUUUCCAAGCCUUGUCCAGGCUCAGUUACCUCUGUCACAGUAAGAGGUUGAGGGAUGUUAUUCAGGGGGAGCUGCUGCCCUCGGCAGAAAUGAUCACAGCAUUGAGUCGAGAGUAUGGAGCUCCAUUAACUGAUGAGGAUCUCUUCACUCAGAAACCUCCUUUACUCUCAUUUUCCUCUGACUAUGCACCACCAGGAGAUGUUAGCAGAGAGAAAAAGACAGGAUGUUCUUCAUUAGAUGACUACAAUGAAAAAUACGUGCAGUGGAAGAAGGAAGUAGCAGACAAAAAGUCUUUUGAGAGAAACCAUAUUAAGCAGGCUAACAUUGAUGCUGUGUGCCAGCUUAAAGGAAAGAUGAAGAAGCUGAAGUUUGAAGCUUUCAGAAUUUCUCCUGCUGAUGGCAAAUCUGUUUACAAUUAUAGCUCUCAGAGCCUGAAUUCUGCAGAACUUGCAAAGGAGCAUCUUCGCCAGGAAAUGGCAAAGGAGCCAAAAACAAGGUUCACUUACUGUCACGAGUAUCUUUCAGCCAUGUUUGACCCAGUUGAUGUGGUUACUGCCUGUAAGGAGUCCUUUGCACAAUCCAGGAGUAUGUGGCUGUCGCCAGAUGGAUUUGUAUUUUCUGGGUUUAAGAGCAGCAUUGAAAGCAACCUGCACCCUCAGAUGCCUGAUGAGGCACGUGUGGAGGAGUUACAAGAGAAAUGGCAGGAGAAUGCUCUGUAUGCUAACAUGAAGCCGGUGCUGCCACGGGGCAGAUGGAGCUGGGACAAACGGCAUGUUGACUUCGAGCUCUACAAGAAGCCACCUGAACCCCCCCUGACAACAGCCUCACUGUCAGCUGCUACUCAUUUUGUGCACAAUGCAUUCGAUGAUACCAAGCUGAAAGUUCACCGGUGCUCCACAGCAGCUGAGUUGCGCACACGUGGGCCAGGAGCCAGUUCUCAGCUACAGAAGCUGCAAGGACUUCUGAAAGAUGAGCCUCAGAAAUUCUCACUCAGGAAGCCAGGACUAGUUCUGCAGCCUAUCCCAGCCCUGUCAGCGUUGGACUCUCAGAACAGCUCAGAUGUCCUGCCAAGAAAGAAGAGUGUUUGUAGUGGCUUUGUACCAGGCCUUCAACACUGCCACAGCCUGAAGUGGAACGCGAACAUUAUUGUUCCCUGUCACAACAGAGAGCAUAAGAAGUUUGAAAAAAAAGGCGCAGAUUUCAAUUUACUUGGCUCUAUACAAUCAGUUGACAAGAGUGAGCAAGCAGCAAGCAGAAGCACUACUACCUGUACACAACGGGAUGACCCUCUCCAGAAUGAUAUUCCGAAUGCAGCUACUGCAUCACAGUGCUGGGAUGGCCCCCUCACUGGAUACUGACUGGAAGACAUUGGUGCUACUAAGUUCAGCAGGACUUUCACACAAGAUCUGAAAUCUCAGGACCACUGAAAUUCAUCAGUUUGGAUUUGUCUCACAAUUAACUGAAGCAAACUUAAUUGUUAUGCAGCGUAAUUGUAACUAUGAAACCUUACAUGAGCUGCACUAUCAUCUCCAAUGUGUCAAAGUCUCUCAUUUUACUGUCGAGACAUUUAGUAAGAAAAAGUUGUAAUAAUUUUUAAUAGUCGAUAAUGUGGAAAGAAUUUGGGAAGAACAGCAUGAUGCUAGAAGGGUUAAGAGAGUGUGUGAAGCCCUAAUUCAUUCAUAAGUGUUAUGUAGGUCAAAGGAUAUGGAUAAUAUGGCAGCUUGUAUGCUCAGAGAAUGGAGAGGUAAGUGGUGUGGUUGGAGGUAAGUGGGGUGGUUGCUGUACCCAGGCGUGAAUCAGUUGAGAAACAAACGGGUGCAGUUUCAUUGGAGUUCCAUGGGAGUUUGCUGCAGUAGGUGCACAUCCUUCACAAACGCAGAGUGUAGCUUUAGUGUAAUGAAAACUAUUUGUCACUGAGGUUUUAGGCAGUGUGAGACAUGAGCAUGCAAUGUCUGACAGCUCAGCACGCUUUUUAGAACCGCAUCACCUUGUGAGGCAAAGAAUGCAACGGCUGUAUUUCAGGGGGGAGGGGAAGUUGGCCAGUCGAGGAAAAAGCAGCUCGUUAGAGACUUGUACAAGUUAUCCAGGUUAACAUCUCAAGGAAAGGUCUAAGCAUAAAUAUAUUGCACCUUACUCAUAAAACAUGCAACUAGACAGAAUGAUCCUAAUCACUGCUGUGUUAGGGAAACCCCUGGGCACAGAUGUUGCAUGGCUGUGACUGAUACUGAAGCACACUUACUUCAUGGUCGUGGUUUCUUAGGCCAAUGCUGAUGGACCGGCUUGCUCUGGAAAUAGCUGCUGUCAUGGCAUACAAAUUAAUACAAAUAUCUGCCACUCUCUUCAGAGCCAACUGCUCAUCCACUAUUGUCUAGAAGAAUAAAAAUGAUCAGGUUAUAGGCUUCAGUCAGAUUGCUUUUUUCCAUACUUUGUAUUUAUGUUCAUGCUUAUUUAGAGCAUAGACAGGUAAGUUAUUACACUGAAUUUCCACUCCUAUGAUUAAAUAUGCUCCACCUUUUCCAGACUUCCUGGCUGCAGCCAGGAACUCCUUUGGUAAAUGCUAAAUCACAGAGGGGUUUUUGGCACUUGAAUUUCUAUCUACCCCCAAACAACAACCAAACACAUUUGUUAAUGCUGAGUGGCGCAGUCUAGUAAGCAUGCUCAGAACUCAUAAAUCUGGGGUAGCUGUAGCUCCCAUUUUAGCUAAGCUGCUUUGCAUGGUGUAAUUCUGUAUUUGCUGUAUAAUAUGAAUGAAUAACCAUAACAGAAAGCACGCUGGUACAGCUCUUCUUUUGGGAAAUGGAUUCCAGUGACUGCUUACAGCAGCAUACUUAGAAUAGCCACAGCCACAAGCUGUGAAUUUGUGCUUACAGGAAUAUAAGGACACAUUAACCUGAUCCCAGUGAUUGCUUAAGUAAGUGAAAGUUGUUUGUUACAUCAAGUUAGUGUAGAGUUGGAGAAUGUUUUCUCAGUCAACAGCUAUCAGUUGUGCAAAGGAAAUCCUGGCUCUAGCCAUACACUGUCCACUCUAUAUUGCAGUGCGACCAGUUGAGGAAAAGUUCAAAGAUAAAACUCAACACGAUACUGUUGUUACCUUGCCAAACCUAGUGAGGAGGCCUCUCACUGUAGUUCCAAAAUAAUAAACAUUUUCCUCAAGUUUCUUGCCACUCUCCUAAAAAAUAAAACAGACAAAUACAUACUUAAAAUAUUGAGUACAUUUAAACAAUUUGAACAUUCUCCAAAGGUAAAUGAAAACCUACAGCAAAAGUCUUUACCAGAAAUGGGAUGCUUGGAUAACCAACAUGCUGGGAUUUGUGUGUGCCACUUCUAGUCAAUGAAAAGAAUUCCCUUUUAAGACUUCAGCGUUUUACAUUUCCCCAGCUAUCAAGGAUAGAGACUUGGCCUGUGUACUUAAUGGGAUUAUAAACCACAGAGUGGAAAACUACUGCAUAGUUGUAUUCCUUUUAUCUGUUAAAUUUUUCUCUUGCCAACUACGGUGUUCUUAACACUCAGUUAAAAGCCAGUUGAAGCACAUUUCUUCAGCAAUAAGAUAAGCAUUAAGCAGUUUGAUUUUACUUUUCAGUAUAACUUCUGAUAUAACUUUUCAGUGUAGUCUUCUUUAUGCUUACACAGAUAAUAGUUUGAAAAAAGUCUGUGCACCUUCUGCCCAACAAACCCGAUUCAUAUUUUACGUACUGCAUGCUACAAAACCCCUGAAAGUCAGUAUUGUGUGCUAUUGCCCAUGUUUUCAAACUUUGCUGGUAAGGAGGUAGGAGAGUUUCCAGUGCCAUGUUUGGCUUUUAUUAAUUCUUGAAUGCAAUUGCUAAUUGGUUCUUGUAAUAUGAAUGGCUAUGGUCUUCACGUUGGAGGUAUUAGAGGUGCUCCCACCCAGUGCACAAGGUAGGUCAGCAUCACUGCUGUUAACACAAGCCACCCACGUACACUGGUGGCACUGCAGGACACACUGUGUUUAUCUGUGGUGAAAGCAGGGCCGUGUGCACAGCACAGGAUUAGCAAAUGCUCUUACAUGUGUGCCUGACACAGCUGAGCUGGGGCCACAAAUGCUGACAAAAAAUGAUUUCAUUACACAUCUCAGAUCAUUACAAAACACCAUAGGAAGAAUAUAUAAUAAUCUUUCCUUCCCUACUAGCAACUUUAAAAACAAAACAAAAAACCACCAAAACCUUUUUUCUUCUUGGCCCUAAGAAUUAAGUGAUGAAGCAAGUGUGUCCAUAGAUCACCAAAAUUCAUAGUUACAACCACAUUACCAUUAAACAGGAAAGUAAUGUGUUAUACAGCUGAGCAUAUUACGUAGAGCAGUUUGUAGAUAUUACUUGAAAUUGAUAUAAACCUGGAUUUGUUGCAAGCACAGAGUUGUAACAUGGUUACUUACCUCUGAAAUAAUACAAACACUUGCUUAGAUUUGCACAUCUCCCCCUUCCUAAUCAUACUUCAUUCUGCAUCAACAGACACAAAGUUGUGACAAGCCUCCAAGGGAAUCAAACAUAGAAGAGCAAUGCCUGGCUCUUACCUGGAGGCUGGGAUGCACCAAUCCACCUCGUUCUUCCAUUAUCCCAUAAUCCACUUUUCUGCCCGUUGAGUCCCUUACUUUGUUUACCAACUCCUGCAGUGCCAAUCCUAUGUUUCCUUUCUUGAUUUCUCUAAAAUGUUGAGUAAAAAACAGCUGCUGAAAUACAUUUGCUGGUUUGCAAGGGAAGUUUCAGGAUAAAUGCAUUAUCUAGUUAUCUGCAGUGUUUUCAUCUUUUGAUUCCAUUUUACUAUCAAGUCCAGAGAACCACACAGCCUUAAAAGCACUCAGCAUGGCCCGUUCCUCGUGUCAGUACAGUGAGUUGCAGACACCAGUCUGUGUAUGCACUCUGUCUUACAAAUAACACUUUGGUAUAAAAUCUUAAGUUGUUUUAAUUACUGGUCUUAUAAUCGUACACAAGCUGGAAAUAUAAGGUAACACAGUCAGCAAAGAUUCCUAAAUAUAUAAAAUAAUGCCAACUAAAAAGAAAAAAACCAGACCCCUAUACAUUGAACUGCCCUUCAGAGAACUUAAUAAGAAAUGCAGUUUUUUUCCAACCAUUUUCCCCUUAGAUACAGUUAAAAUUAUCACUGUUUAGUUCAUGAAAAACUAUUAGCAAUAAAUAAGAACAUACUUAAUUUUGUCAGUUAAGAUUCUGCCUGCAUGCUGCAUACCCGUCAGAGCAAUAUACAUUCGCAGGAUUUCAUUUGUUCCCUGCAAAACAACCAGUAAUAUAUCAAUAACAUCAAACUGAUAUGUAGUAUCAAAUAAAGUGUUUUUAGUAUUCAAAAAA